Messenger RNA from Vigna angularis (adzuki bean), 2488 nucleotides. Its product is annotated as U-box domain-containing protein 16. Gene Ontology annotation, biological process: protein ubiquitination. The record is from RefSeq and is a predicted model, not a curated record. The coding region runs from base 253 to 2322 and encodes 689 amino acids. Gene Ontology annotation, molecular function: ubiquitin-protein transferase activity; protein binding. Gene Ontology annotation, cellular component: nucleus; cytoplasm. NCBI's taxonomy places the organism in Eukaryota, Viridiplantae, Streptophyta, Magnoliopsida, Fabales, Fabaceae. The transcript has a single exon.
CAGACUGUUGAUUGAACGAGUUUGGCACGUAGAAAACAAAACCUGGAAUUGUUGAUGGAUAAAUAAAUCAAUAUGGCCACACAUAACAUAUUUUUUUUAAUGCUUCUAUUAUUUAAUCGUAUUUUUCGUGCCGUCAUCAACUACAAUGAAAAGUCUUCUUCUUUCUUCUUCCUUCUUCCACCUUUCUCAACUUCAUUUGCACCCUUUUAACUAUCAUCAUCAAUUGUGCACUGAGCAUUGACAACAACAACCAUGGCUCUUUCUCCUGAAACGUUCACAACCCGAAAACGACGACCAGCGGCGUCGUUUAACACAUCCAAGCUGAGCGACCUUAACCUUCUCUUCUCUCUGCUUCAACUCACGGAUCAGAUAUGUUCUUUAGACCUUAACAGCUCCGCCAACUUUCUCUUCAACCGCGCUUCAUGUUCCGCCAUCCGCAAAACGCAGCUCCUCGGUGUCGUUUUCGAAGACAUGAUUAGGUCUUCCACCGUGAAUCCCGAUUCCGUUGUGGUUCCCCACUCCCUCUUCCUCUGCCUCGAAGAAAUGUACAUCGUUCUGCACAAAAUCAAAACUUUGAUAGAAGAUUUCUCUAACGGAAGCAGGUUCAAUUUGCUCAUGCAAAUCGAAAUCGUCGCCGACACCUUCCAUAGGCUCACCGGGGAACUCUCGACGCUCCUUGACGUCUUCCCUAUCCAGGAACUCACCCUAAACGACGACGUUCGGGACCUCGUUCUCCUUGUCAGGAAACAGUGCUCCGAAUCCAGGCCUGUCAUCGGGACGGAACAGAUUAACCUUCGGCGCGAGGUUGUUUCCGUCCUCGACCGGAUCAAGAACGAGAUCGUUCCUGAUCAGGCGCAUCUUUCUUCGAUUUUCGAGAAAUUGGAGAUUCGUGACGCUUCGAGCUGCAGAGCGGAGAUUGAGAACUUGGAGGAGGAGAUUCAAAACCGUAGCGAGGAGCAAUCGAAGGCGGAUCUCGUAGCGUUGAUCGGCCUUGUUCGUUUCGCGAAGUGCGUUCUCUUCGGUGCAUCAACGCCAUCGACGAGGAGCGUCAGUCUGCGACGGAGUCGGUCGUCGGAGUUCGCAGUACCGGCGGAUUACCGGUGUCCGAUUAGCCUAGAGCUCAUGCAAGAUCCUGUCGUGGUGGCGACGGGACAGACGUACGAUCGUGUAUCUAUCAAACUGUGGAUGGAUUCAGGACACAACACGUGUCCGAAAACGGGUCAAACUCUAGCACACACAGACCUAAUCCCCAAUCGCGUGCUGAGGAACAUGAUAGCGACGUGGUGUCGCGAGCAGAAAAUCCCAUUCGAAGUGGAAACAGUUACAGGUAAACUCAACGGCGGAGUAACCAACAAGGCCGCGUUGGAAGCCACGCGUAUGACGGUGUCGUUUUUGGUGAACAAGCUGAAGGGAAACGACAACGCCCCUUUGUCUGUUGAAGAUACGAACGGCGCAGUUUACGAGCUUCGGGUUUUGGCAAAAACAGAUUCAGAUAGCCGAGCCUGUAUUGCCGAGGCGGGGGCGAUUCCGCUUUUGGUUCGGUUUCUUGAUGUGGGAAUGGAGAACCCGAGCCUACAGGUUAACGCCGUGACCACGAUACUGAAUUUGUCUAUUCUGGAGGCGAACAAGACGAGGAUAAUGGAGACUGACGGCGCGUUAAACGGGAUUGCCGAGGUUUUGCUGUCCGGUGUCACGUGGGAAGCGAAGGCCAACGCGGCGGCCACGGUGUUUAGUUUAUCUGGUGUGCCCGCGCACAGGAAGAAGUUGGGUAGGAAAACACGUGUCGUUAGCGGUUUGGUGAAUUUGGCGCGGAGUGGGCCCGAGGGGGCGAGGCGUGACGCGCUGGCGGCGAUACUCAACCUCGCGGCGGACAGGGAGACGGUGGCGCGUCUGGUGGAGGGGGGCGCGAUAUCAAUGGCUGCGGAGGUCAUGGCGGCGAUGCCGGAGGAGGGGGUGACGAUUCUGGAGGCGGUGGUCAAGAGGGGUGGGUUGGUGGCUGUGGCGGCGGCGUACGCCGGGAUUAAGCGGCUGGGGGCGGUUCUCAGGGAGGGGUCGGAGAGGGCGAGGGAGAGUGCGGCGGCGACGCUUGUCACCAUGUGUCGGAAGGGGGGGUCGGAGGUUGUGGGUGAGCUGGCGGCGGUUCCCGGAGUGGAGAGGAUAAUUUGGGAACUCAUGGCCGUGGGGAGUGUGAGGGGGCGACGGAAGGCGGCUACGCUGUUGAGGAUUUUGCGGCGGUGGGCGGCGGGGCUGGAUGGCGGAGAGAGUGAAGGGAUGUCAACAACCACCAUGAUCACUCCCUCAACCACUACAUUAGCACCGUAACAUUUAUAUGUUAUUCUGUUAAUAACAAUUUGUAAAUAUGUCUGAAAAGUGAAAGAUCGUUGAUUCAUUGUUUUUGUUUUUACAAUUGAUUUUGCCAUCCUGUAAAAUGUAAUCUAUGGAGCAGGUUUGUAUUUUAUAAAGAUUACUUUGGCAUUCUUUCAUUCCA